This is a messenger RNA of Ostrea edulis (European flat oyster), 1896 nucleotides long. RefSeq lists its product as uncharacterized. The transcript has 5 exons. The coding region runs from base 481 to 1803 and encodes 440 amino acids. Lineage: Eukaryota; Metazoa; Mollusca; Bivalvia; Ostreida; Ostreidae. The record is from RefSeq and is a predicted model, not a curated record.
UGUUUUGAUAAAUCUGGACGGCAAAAUUUGUGGCAGCUGUGACAACGGGAAAUUUGGAUUAAGAAAGGAUUCGUCAUAUUCAAGCGACGGAUUUGUAUGGAGAUGUUCUAACAAAACCUGCAACAAAAAAAUUUCCAUCAGGACUGGUAGCUGGUUCGAAAAGCACUAAUUAACGCUGGAAAAAGUUAUGUUAAUAACAUAUUUCAGGGUAUACAAAGCUAGUGAAAGUUUCGUGAGACACGAACUUGAAAUUGCAAGUCAAACUGUUGUUGAUUUCUAUAAUUAUUCCAGAGAAGUAUGUACCUGCAUUUUAGAGAAGAAUUCAGAAAAAAUAGGAGGAGUGGGAAAAUUUGUUGAAAUUGACGAAAGUAAAUUUGGUAAAAGAAAAUUUCACAAGGGACGGAAAGUUGACGGUGUCUGGGUUUUUGGUGGGAUUGAAAGGGAGACGAAAAGAUUGUCAUCACUUCAUGACUCACUGAAAUGACAGGAAGGAUUUUGGAAAUCAGAUUCUGCUUCCUAUUAGGAUUCAUCUUCGCUUUGAUGAUUAUAUUGAAAAUGGAACUGUUGGUGAAUAUCUAUCCAUCCAUAAGACACGUGAUUCUUCUACCCAGUCAAACUUACAAGGAACAGAGCCCUAGUCCUACGUUAGAGAGUAAUGAUCAUGUGAACAAAUUGUUACGGAAAGAAAAGAUAGAAUUACUUAUGAAACUGAGAGCACGUGGUAUGGGACACGCAGAGGAAUCAUGUGAUAUUGAAACAGCUCUAUUAUUCUUGAAAAGCAAUAACGAUACGUCUAUGGAGACUUAUGUCGACCCUUUUGAAGGUAUGUUGCCAAUUGGUGGCAAAGACUGGAGCUUCAAUUCCACCGUCUCUUGCUUACAUAUUAAUUCAACAAAUUUCCCACUCCACAGUGCAGGAAAGGGACGACCAUAUCUGAUACCAAGAUGCUCCAAAGAUGAUGUCUCUUUGAUAAAAGUCACAAAUUCUAAUACAUCAUUUCCCGUUUUUGAGUUUCCUGACAAAUGCCUGAAAAAGAUAAUUGAUAAAUUUUGUUCAAAAGGAUUUGUGGUUCCGAAUAUUCUUCAUUAUAUAUGGUUUGGGCAGCAGGAUUUCGAGUUUAUGUACUUUGUUGCCAUUUAUAGUGCAUAUAAAAACCAGAAGCCAUGUUUGAUUUUUGUGUAUUACGACAAUGUACCGAAGGGCGUUUGGUGGGAUAUCUUGCUGUUCUCCGUGACAAACAUCGUACAAGUUAAAAUGGACCCUCCCUCGGAGAUAUCCGGGAAGAAGAUCAUAUAUGUACAACAUAAGGCUGAUAUUGUAAGACUUCAGAUUCUCAAAGAGUAUGGAGGGAUAUACAGCGACACAGAUCAAAUUAUCCUCAGAUCCCUGGACAGUCUGAGAAACAACGCUUGUACGAUGGGGAUGGCAGCGGAUGCCUUCUUGGGUAGUGCUCUCAUUCUAGCUCGGAGAAAUGCGACAUUCAUAAAUAAAUGGAUAACCAGCUAUUCCUCGUACAAUCCGAAUGACUGGGGAGGAAACUCCGUAAUCAUGGCAACAAAACUUACAAAACAACACCCCGAUAGUAUCCAUGUUUACAGACAUUACUGUGUUUUUUAUCCCCAUUAUAGUGUUUUAUUUGACCGGAACUACAAAUGGUCAUAUAGCUAUGCAUUUCAUAUAUACAAACCAGGGCGUAUGAAGCAACUGAAAAACAUGAAUUUUUCCAGCAUUAGGACGCUAAACGCAACAGGAGGGGCCAUCUUCCGGUUUAUUUUGUUUGAUAAUAAAGAGUUGUGUAUAUGAUGACUAUUUCCGAUCAUUUACGUAAUAAAAAAAAUCCAACUGUUUAUCAAAUAUCAUUAACAUGCUUAAUAAAACCGCUUUUAUAUUACCUAA